This is a messenger RNA of Cloeon dipterum, 1379 nucleotides long. RefSeq lists its product as uncharacterized. The transcript has 4 exons. The record is from RefSeq and is a predicted model, not a curated record. The coding region runs from base 12 to 1379 and encodes 455 amino acids. Gene Ontology annotation, molecular function: glycosyltransferase activity. Lineage: Eukaryota; Metazoa; Arthropoda; Insecta; Ephemeroptera; Baetidae. Gene Ontology annotation, cellular component: cytoplasm.
UAGCGAGAGAAAUGCGUCGUGCCACUAGGAGCCUCAAGGCUCUAAUGAAAUACCGUCUUGUACUUUUCCUUGUUUGGGUAUUCUUUUUCCACUCAUACUUUGGAAAAGAAAAUGGAAAAAUAAUUUUACAAGGAUCGGACGCAGUUUGGAAACCAGUGCUAAAAGCGAAAGACCAUUUUUUAGUUUACUCAGCAUAUCUUACCGAUUCUUCCCAAACUGUGCGCAUUAUUGGAGCUGCUAGAAUGAGGGAUGCGAUAAGAAUUGUAAAAGGAAAGCGACAGUUGUUGUAUAAUGCCAGGUGUCGCUUUUGGUACAAUGAAGAAGAUGAAAAGGCGAAUGAAUUGACUACGCUUGUCCCGGCUACACUCAAGCCGAUCAUGGAACACUGGGUCUUGAAUUACUCGGCUUACUUUGUGUUUUGCACGAUUCCAGACAAAGAAAAGAUUCCGAUCAGCGUGUCUGUGUACUCAGAAAAAGCCAUCCAGCAUUUUAUGACGAGCAAGAACGAAACAGAUUUGCCUGAGCCAGGAAACAGGCUUGGAAUUCAAAUGAAAAUAAGGACAAAUGAAACGAUCUCAAAUCCCACGCUGGCUGCAUGCGUGAAACCGCUGCAUUACAAUUACAGCAGGGUUUGGGAGUUGAUCGAAUGGAUCGAAUUGAACAAAAUUCUGGGAAUCAGUCACUUUUAUUUCUACGACCAUGAAGUCACCGAGAACACGAGUUGCGUGCUGAACGAAUACUCGAAAUUAGGAACAGUCACUGUUCUCGACUGGAAAAACCUACCAUUUAUAUCACAAAAGAACAUUCGCACAGAAAACAUGUUCGCCGCCUUGAACGAUUGUCUCUACAGAGGGAUGUACAAGCAUGCGUAUCUCACCAUGAUCGACACAGACGAGUUCAUCGUGCCGCGGGAAAAUGUUUCCUUGGUAGAAUUAAUGCGAUUAUCCGAGAAAGAGGAUCCUUUGCUCGCAGCUGCGGUGUUUUAUAACGCGUUUUAUUAUCUACAAUGGCCCAACAGUCCGAAUUACAAAGGACUCGACUUGGUGACGCAAAAGAAGACGAGGCGGAGAAUGGUUUUUACCCCUCAUCGAGGAAGGGCCAAAUACAUCUGUAAGCCAGAAAGAGUCGCUGAAGUCGGGAAUCACAGGCUGUGGGAAAUGUCCGACAAAAAAUUCAAACAUGUUUUAAUCAAAACAUCCUACGCUUUCUUGCACCAUUACCGCAAAUGCGAGACGGAUGAUGAUUCGUGCGCUAAAUUACCAUACAUUCAAGACAGUUACACGAACAAGUACAAAAGCCAAUUGGAAGAGAACGUUCUUUCUGUGCAGGAAACGAUUGGAAAGAAAUGCAAUCUCCGAUCAAUAAAGGAACUUGUUUAA